AACAGAACAUAGUUAGUGCAACGAAUGUGAUUUAAUUUGAAGAAAAUUUAGCAUUACAGUCGUGAAAUUUACUCAGCGGCAAUGCUAAACAUGUUCUGUUGCCUAAAAGGCUGCCUUAAUGGGUUCACUUUGACGCCUACUGUACCCAUGCGGGUGAAAGAGAAUCCUGUGCAGCUUGAUACUUUACACAUGGGUCAUGAGGUGGUAGUGGUAAAAGGUGGCCAACGAGUGUGUGGUUCGGGGUGCGUCCUAGGCAAUGCUCCUUUGGUGCAAAACAAGGCUUAUUUUGAGGUGAAAUUGCAACAGGGAGGUGUGUGGGCAGUUGGACUUGCUACUAGGGAGACAGACUUGCAGAGGGUUCACGGAGGAGUAGACAAAGAGUCAUGGUGUUUAAAUAGCGACGGUACCGUGCGGCAUGCAAACGAAGAGCUCUACCACCUUAAACCUGCACCUCGCGAAUCCCCCACGGCCGAUCUUCUCGUCUCCACCUCCCCCAGCCACAGUGACAAUGAAAAGCCUGAGAGUGAAAAGGACGACAAUAUAUCAACAGCGGUCAUGCCAGUCGAAGGCGAUAUCAUAGGAAUUGCAUAUGAUCACAUUGAUCUCAACUUCUUUUUGAAUGGCAAGAACAUGGAGAUACCUGUUAGGAAUGUUAGGGGGACUGUUUACCCUGCGCUUUAUGUGGACGACGGCGCGAUCCUAGACAUAAUUCUAGACAACUUCCUGUACCCGCCACCGUCAGGGUACGAGAAAAUCAUGGUUGAGCAGUCACUUCUCUAACAAGAAGUUCAGGAUCUCAUUGGGAAACGCGAAACUUGCUUGGACACUCAGGUGUAAAUAUAGAUAAAUAUGUAUAUAUAUGCUGGAGUGUGUGACCAGAACACAAACAGACCAGAUCAUUGUCUUUGUUGCGGCUUUUUAUCGAGACAGGAGGAUUGGUUUAUUGGUACUUGAUGUCACAGGAAUGUACCUAAACAGGUAAUAAGGCUGAACUCAUCACUCAUCAAAACAUGAAGACAGAAUGUGUGGCUCCAUUCUAUUUGUCAGUGCAUUGUGUAUGUCAAGCUUUUUUUUAAGAUUUAACAACUGAUAUAAGUUUUCAAGGGUUGACGAGAAAAAGUGCGCUAGAAGUUCUUUAACGACUCUUGUAUUUGUGUGUAUUUAUAGUAUGUUGUCUUGAAAAGUAUUCUUUGUAUAUGUUGUAAGAAAAUCAUUUCCGUAUCAUAUUUUUAUCUGAAAAGUGGUAUGAAAUACGCAGAAAAAUUCUAUUUUUAAGCAGACUAUUGUGGCAUUUUAAAAUCAAACACCUGAUAAAUAUUUUGAUGUUCAUAGUUAGACUUCAUUGAAGAUAAUUUAUUUUACAGGGUGUAAUGCCCUAAAGGGUGACUAAAAUUCGCACUUUAAGAAUUCCAAAUAAUUUUAUUCCUUGCUGUUUAUCAACAGUAAAUAUCAACAUUUUUUUUAAUUUGUAUAUAUUACGGUCUUAUCUAAUAUUGAGUUUAUUGAAUAUCACGAUGUUUUACUACCAUGAUAUUCAAUUAUUUUAUGACCAAAAACAAAACUCUUUAAGAAGCACAUAGAAAAAUUAGUAAGGUCUGCUAGUUCGUUCCGUAGCUCAGUUGGGAGAGCGUCAGUCACGGAAUGGCGAGGUCGGUGUUUCCAGUCCAGCUGGACCGAAGGAAUUUUUCUGUGUUUCGAUCCUUGUAUUAAUAAUAAUGAUCUUAUUUAAUUACCUAGCUUUAUAAUGAAAUUGUAUAAAUAUGUGUAGUUAUACCGUGUCUAUCGGUGUCUAUAACGUGUGAUAUAUUAAAGGUGUUACAAUCCACUGCCUGGUGCAGGCGGUGCUAUAUCAAAAUAUCGAAUAUUGUCUCUCUUAAUAAGUGGGUCUACUUUGAAGUUCUUAAAUAGCUGUAAAGCAAUUCAGUAUCGGAACAAUUUUUAACGUUCUUAUUUCCAAAAGAAAUAGAAUACUGUUUACUAUACAAAAUCGCGAAGUAGGGCCUAAAAGUAACGUUAACCGUUUUAUCAUAUAUUUAUUUAAGAUUAGAGUUAUUAGCUCCCCAAUCUUAGUACAAGUCGAAAACCAGUAGAGAUACGAAAUUUUUCGAAAAACAGUUUAUCGGACUGAUUGAUGUCUAUCGAAAAACUUCGAGCCGUCUCAAUGGGAAGAUUUGGCAGCACUGCGCCUUGAAUGGCAGGGGAUUGUGAAGAGGCAAGUCCACGAGCUCGAAGAGCGGCGUAUAGCUGAACUCAUCGCGAAACGCGACGAAAUAAAGACCCGCCCACCUUCCGCUAUUAACUAUAAUUACAUUGGCGGUGUACUCACGUGCCUUCAAUGUGCACGAGGGUUCGCCGCGACGAUUGGCUACUUUAGUCAUCUUCGAGCACAUCAGCGCCAACUCGAUUAGGAGUCGAAGUGGUUGCUUUGACCAAACACGAUCGCAUAGAUAGAUAGAUCGAAAAAGAACUUGUCAACCAAUUUACAGCGUGUACGGAUUAUAUUUAUCCAAUUAAAUAGGAAAUAAAUGUUAUCAGGUUUUCUAUGACCGCUAAUUUCAGCACUAUUAUAAAUUUAAUUAAAUUUAUUUUAUUGUUUAUAACGUAUUUGUUACGUUAUUGACUCGACUACAGUGUGAGAGAGUUAUUAAGGUGUGUAAUAAUAAUAAAUAAUCAAAAUACUUUAUCAAUUGUACAUGUAUAGCUAUGAUGGCUUGGUCUAUAUAGCUACGUAAGAUGUUCCUUGCAAAGCUAACGAGUGCUCUGAGGUUUAACGUUCAUUUACUUUCGUAAUUCGAGGUUCUCGGAGGAGGUCCCGAAUUCAAUUCCCGGACCAAUUUGGGAAAUGAACUUUUGUAAAUUGGUUCUGGUGUGUGUGGCCUGGAGUAAAUUUCGUUCUCUGGUGCUCGUAGUACAGAGAAUUCUCUAGUUUGAGACCAGGGGCCUUCUCAUGAACUCUUAUUUCGAUUCAGUUUAGGACCUAAAAUGAAUCGUUCUGAGACAGCGCUACAUGAAGUGUAUAUCACCAUCCCACUUUGUUGUUGUUGCGAACCUAUACUGAACUGUAAUAAGAGUUCAUGGUAAGGCACCUGUUCAUUGGUGUGGUGAUUCGGCACAAUAUUGUUAUUAUUAUUUAAUUAAAAGGGAUAACAUACACACAAUUUUAGUUGUUAAACAUUUUGCAAGUACAAUUAAGUAAUAUACAACGAUACAAAACAUAUAUUAUUGGAUUUGAUUAGAGCAAACUAUACGGUGUUUAUGACUUGAUCAGAACGGGGGCCGCCAUCUUGCGUCUCGAGGCGCCGGAAGCGCGGAGGCGAUGGCAACCGGAAGUGGUGGCAUAAACUGAGCUGUUAAAAUUUUUCGCGAAUUUGAAUGUUGGUUAAAGUAAUAUACAAGUAUGUAUAUAAAUCACACACAAGGAAACAAUCUUUUAGAUUGAUAGUCUAGAAGUUCUAGAAAGUACGAUCGGAGUUAUCAUUACUCUGGUACUGGUACGCAUAAUACAGAAAAUUCCCCAGUUCGAUCCGCCUCGACGGACGAUAUAGUGGGAACUAGAGUCCUAUCACGUACAAGGGGUAUCUAUCCGAUGAAUAAAACUAGCGGACUGCAUUACAUUCAUAUGUAUUAAUUUAUAGAUUCUUGCAUGCAUAAAUCGUUCAGUCGUCUCCAAUCUCAGCGCCCGAUGCGCGCGCGCCGCGAGACGCGUCAUUCGCGUCAUCCCCCCAGCACCCCGCAAUCCCAUUUCCGGCUCUGGAGGUGGGUUUAUUGAUUCCGCGCUUGAUCAAUGGUGCAAUAGAUCCGGUAUAAGGAAUUUAAGUGGUAUUUAAAGAUUUCUUAGUACAACAUUUUUAUACAAAUUUUUUUUACAAAAUUCCGCACUGUUAGGUCGUAAAUGUAUAUGGACACAAUUGUACUCAAGAUAUGUAUGUACAGUGGGGCCAAAAAUGAGUUAACAAACAAAUAGGAUGCCGUUAUCGUAUGAAAGGUAUUUGUACCGAGAGAUUUCUGCACUUAGCGAGUACUCGUUAGUUUGACUGUAACCUUUAAUAAUUAUGUUAGAUAGAUUUGUCUAUAUAUAAAGUGAAAUAAAUAUUUUUGUAUGAAUGUAUUACAAGGUAAUUUGUCAUAUUGUAAAACUCAACUUGCAUACUAAUUAUCAUGUUUUUUCUGAGUUAUGAUGCUUAUCAUUGUAUUGUGAUUCGGCCAUCGGAAGAAAGAAAGGCACAAUCAGCAAAUUCAAAAUUCGUAGAUAAACGAGUUUAAAUUUUCCGGGUUUUUCUGAUAAAAAGAAUAGUUAAAAUAGACUUUUGAUAU
Messenger RNA from Hyposmocoma kahamanoa, 4314 nucleotides. Its product is annotated as SPRY domain-containing protein 7. NCBI's taxonomy places the organism in Eukaryota, Metazoa, Arthropoda, Insecta, Lepidoptera, Cosmopterigidae. The coding region runs from base 82 to 780 and encodes 232 amino acids. The transcript is spliced from 4 exons. Gene Ontology annotation, molecular function: protein binding. The record is from RefSeq and is a predicted model, not a curated record.